Messenger RNA from Chrysoperla carnea, 1994 nucleotides. RefSeq lists its product as uncharacterized. Bases 63 to 887 code for a protein of 274 amino acids. The transcript has 3 exons. NCBI's taxonomy places the organism in Eukaryota, Metazoa, Arthropoda, Insecta, Neuroptera, Chrysopidae. The record is from RefSeq and is a predicted model, not a curated record.
UAACCGCUAAUCAACUGAAUUAAACUAUUAAAGUACUUUGUUACGUGUUUUUUUUUUAUUUCAUGAGUUUGAAAAACAAAAUAACUGUUUUUAAUUAUUUUUUGUUGAUUAAAAAGUGUGUUAAUUACGAAACACUUACAGUGUUUUUAUAUGAAAAUUUUGUGGAAACAAUCCGUCCAAUAAUUAAAAUGAAUUCCAAAAAUAAUUUAUUGACUAUAAUAAUUAAUUUAUUAAUUAUUUGUGAAUUAUUUAGUGUUGUUAUUUGUGAUCGAGAUAAAAAUUUGGAAGAUCUUUAUAAAACUUGGGACGACAAGGCAGAUUUUGAGAAGAAAUUAAAUUUUUUAUUGGGCAAUAAUUCUGGUGCAUCAUUGGAUUUUUUACUCAAUUUUAAUCAUGAAAUACCAAUCCGAGAGGCCAUUUUACCACCAUACUCGAAUAACCACCAUAAUAUGGGAAUAGAACCAGAAGAUACCGUUGUGAAAGCCAAUCGACACUUUGACCCAUGGUCUAUUGUAUGGUAUGUUGGAUCAUUUGGUGGCUUGGUUAUAUUUUUCCUUGUCGUAUCCUGUUCAGAAUGGUGUUGUCGACGUGAUACCGUUGCCAAUAGUUCAUUAAAUAAUCGUCGACAACGAUGUCGAUUACAUGAAGAUUAUCAAUCACAAUCGCAACAUGUCCCAGAAACACCGCCACCAGCGUAUCAUCUUUUUGCACCUCCAGCAUACGAGAGUGUUUAUAAAGAUUGUGUCUACAAGGAUCCAAAUCCAGAUGGUGUUUUUGUUGUGCCUGUACAUCAUGGCGUUAUCAAACAAAAUAAUAAUUCAAAUGUUAAAAAUUCAUCAUCAACGAUUAUAAAUAUUGAUAAUUCAUCAACAAUCGUGCCAAGAUAACAUAAUAUUUGCCAUAUUUGAUUACCGUUCAAUGGAGUUCCUGUAAAUCGGCAAAUCGUGCACAAGUGUUUGCAUCUGAAAAAUUUUUCUGUUACGAAAACUAAGUGAACAAAAGUGGGGUGCUUCUAUUUUAAUUUCUAAGCUAUUUAUAAUACAUUAUAGAACGCGAUAUAAUUGGUAAAUCAAUGCAGUGAUGUCAAAAGAUAUGGCUUAGUGAAUUUGGCGCAAAUUUUGAAAAGUCAUAAUACCAGGUGUACUAUUUUAAACAAUCCGAUAGAGUUAUCUGCAACUUACGGAAUGAAGUCAUCUUUAAAACAAAAAUAUAAAUUAAUUAAUUACUCAUUUUAAAAGUUCCCUUUUUAAAAUGGGACUAUGGGCAUUUAAUUCAACUACAGCUUACAAGUGUGAUUUGUGUUAAAAAAGAAGUGUUCGCAUUCUCUAUCCGUUAGAUAUCGAAAACGUACAUUGUUAGAGUUGCAAGCUCAAAGUUUUGAGAAGUCUGAAGAUAAAUCAGAAUAAUGAAACUGUAAGAUAUUUUCGAAUUUAUGCGAGUAUGAAACAAAUAAUAAAAAAACAACUUUAUUUACUGAACUAUGGAGGAUUUAUGUUGAGAUCGAAAGUAGAUUGAAACUACACGAUUUCUGGAGUAUUGAGUAAAAUCUGGAGAGCUGGCAACUCGUAAUCCAAACUUGUUGAAUUGCCGAUUAAAUAUUGUAAAGCGUGAUUUAAUCGAAUCACUCGCUUAGGAAUUUAGAUUAUUCGUUUUUUUUUGUAUUUAAAAAAAUUAAAUUGUGUGAUUUUAACAGAAAAAAAUUGAAUGACAGAAUACAGUUUGUCAUUUUGAAAAUCAAAUCCGCUAUAUUUAUUAACUUUACGGAAAAGUGUUUCGAUCAAAAGUUAUUUCUUCUUUUAUGAAGAAUAACGUUUGAAUACGUCAGUGACGUAUCAUUAGAGAGUAAGGGUGUAAAGAUUUUAAAUAAUAUGUAGUUUUCAUUUUACCAAACAGAAGCGAAGUGAACUUCUUGCACAUUGUAUUGAUCGCAAGUAUCGACAUAUCAAAACUAUGUAAAAUACAAAUAAUUGAAAAGCAAAUAUUUAAAUCAGAAU